UUUUUGUGAGCAUCUUCUUAUUUGGAUCGUGCUGAAUCGUUCUAUCAUCUUCUUCAUCCUCAUUUUCAUCGCUCUCAUCGUCUCUAGGUCCUCCUCCGUCUCAUCAUUGUGGAGAAAGUUGAUUGUGUUUAGUGAGAUCGUGAGGUGAGGCUUGAACUCGGGUCUUAGGAGACAAACGAGAAGGAAAAGAUAUGUCUUUUACGGGCACUCAGCAGAAAUGCAAGACUUGUGACAAGACGGUGUACCCUGUGGAGCUUUUAUCAGCAGAUGGAGUUGGAUACCAUAAAUCUUGUUUCAAGUGUACUCACUGCAAAAGCAGGCUGCAGCUGAGCAACUAUUCAUCCAUGGAAGGUGUGUUGUAUUGUAAGCCUCACUUUGAGCAGCUGUUCAAGGAGACGGGCAAUUUUAACAAGAACUUUCAGUCACCUGCAAAGCCAGCUGAGAAGCCAACUCCUGAGCUGACAAGGACGCCUAGCAAAUUUGCCAGCAUGUUCUCCGGGACGCAAGACAAAUGCGCCACUUGCAGUAAAACUGUGUAUCCUCUGGAGAAGGUGACGGUGGAGAGCCAGUCGUACCACAAAUCCUGCUUCAAAUGCUCCCAUGGAGGCUGCCCGAUAUCCCCUUCAAACUAUGCAGCCCUCGAGGGAAUACUGUACUGCAAGCACCAUUUCUCGCAGCUUUUCAAGGAGAAAGGAAGCUACAACCACCUCAUCAAGUCCGCAUCCAUCAAACGCACGGCUGCAGCCGCAGGUGUACCGGCAACAUCGGUACCCGAAUCUUGAAUUCAGAGCCUUGAGCCUUCCCCCAUUUUAUCUAACUGGAAAUAGUUCUACAAACCCAGGUUCGGUUUUUGGUUCUUCCGUGUUUUGUGGGAGAGAGCUUUUUACUUGGAUUUCUUGUUUCCAUUAGAUGAACUAAAGAUCUUGAUGUCUCUUCUCCCUCUGAGUUUGUUGUUGUGUCUGAAUGUUCUGUCAUGGCGAUUUUCAGUUCUGGUUGUCUGUAAAAUCUGAAGACGUUCUUAUGGAUGAACUCGUGUUCUUGUCAGUGUCUGUUGUUAUAGCUUUUGUUUGUGGUUAUUUUCAAUGCA
Messenger RNA from Tarenaya hassleriana, 1087 nucleotides. Its product is annotated as LIM domain-containing protein WLIM2b. Gene Ontology annotation, molecular function: actin filament binding. The coding region runs from base 192 to 782 and encodes 196 amino acids. Lineage: Eukaryota; Viridiplantae; Streptophyta; Magnoliopsida; Brassicales; Cleomaceae. Gene Ontology annotation, cellular component: plasma membrane; actin cytoskeleton. The record is from RefSeq and is a predicted model, not a curated record. The transcript has 6 exons. Gene Ontology annotation, biological process: actin filament bundle assembly.